AAGGGGUCGCGCUCUCGCAGCAGGAGGAGCUGGAUCUGGAACCAGUUCUUUGUGAUCGAAGAAUAUGCCGGGCCUGAACCUGUGCUCAUUGGACGGCUCCACACAGACAUGGACCGGAAUGAUGGACGCACAAAAUAUGUCCUGCGAGGCGAGGGGGCGGGCUCGGUCUUUGUGAUAGACGAAAAGACGGGUAACAUCCACGUCACCAAGCCGCUGGACCGUGAGGAGAAGGACGAGUACCGUCUCAUUGCCACAGCCACCGACAGGCAAACCGACCGUGCCCUGGAGCCCUCGUCACAGUUUAUAAUCCGGGUGCAGGACAUAAAUGACAACCCGCCUGUCUUUGAUGAAGGCCCCUACAGCGCCACCGUGCCUGAGAUGGCAAAUAUAGGCACGUCUAUAAUCCAGGUGACAGCGACAGAUGCUGAUGACCCGACUUAUGGGAACAGCGCCAAGCUAGUGUACACACUGGUGCAGGGCCAACAGUACUUCUCUGUGGAUCCCCAGACAGGUAUUCUGCGUACAGCUGUACCUGACAUGGACAGGGAGGCCCAGGACCAGUACCUGGUGGUGCUUCAGGCCAAGGACAUGGGGGGCCACUUGGGUGGAUUAUCAGGGACCACCACCAUCACUGUCAGGCUCUCUGACGUCAACGACAACCCUCCCCGGUUCACUCAGAGUAUGUGGUCCUUCUCCGUUUCCGAGCUGGCAAUCCCGGGUGCUGAGAUCGGGCGCAUUUCAGCUACUGAUGCCGACCUUGGCGAGAACGCCAAGUUGGAAUAUACCAUUCUGGAGGGGGAGACCGGGGACACGUUCAACAUCACCGGAGUGAACCAAGAGGCUGUCAUCACGCUCAACAAGGCCGUAGACUAUGAGAGCCGGAGCUCCUACUCUUUUUCUGUGGAGGUCCUCAACCCCAUCGUGGACCCUCGCUUCCUGCGUCGAGGCCCCUUCAAAGACCGGGCCUCCAUCAGAGUAGCAGUGCUGGAUGCAGAUGAGCCCCCAAGGUUUUCCCGGGCGCGAUAUCACAUGGAUGUAUCUGAGAACUGCCCGCCAGCCUGCACUGUGGGCCGGGUCAGCGCUGUAGACCCUGAUACUGGUCUGACCAAUAAUAUCAGGUUCUCUAUUGAUCCUCAAUCAGACCCAGAGGCUCUGUUUCGUAUCACCCCAGACACCGGCCUCAUCACCACCGCCAUGGAACUAGACCGGGAACGGGAACACUGGCACAAUAUUACUGUCAUUGCAACCCAGAGAGACAAUCCCAGCCAGGUGUCCAGAGGUUUGGUUGCAAUAGAGACAUUAGACCUGAAUGACAAUGCACCUGAGCUGGACAGGCAAUAUACAACAGCCAUGUGCGACUCAUCCUCCAUCGGGCAGGUGGUGCAGGUGUUGCGGGCGAUUGAUAGAGAUGAGGGAGGGAAUGACAGCACUGUGUAUUUCAGCAUCCCUCCGGAGUCCAGCGUUGCCCUUAACUUCAGCAUCAGGGACAGUGGUGGCCCCACAGCCAGCCUGGUGCUGCUGUCCCAGCUCCAGCCGCUGUCCCGUUCCCCAUCCUCCACCCUAACGCUCUACGUGCCGCUAGUCUUGAGGGACGGGACUUCAGGCCUCACCAGUACUGGGACGGUCACUGUGUCUGUCUGUCCCUGCCUGAGAGGAGGGGCACGGGCCGGGGAGAAAGAGAAGGACAAACAGACGGAAGGCGAGUGGGACUGGGAAAGAGAGGCAGUGUGUCUCCCUCAGCAGUCCACACUGCCAUCCCCUGGGCUCAGUACAGCCGCCCUGCUAGCUAUCCUGGCUUGUGUUGCUACACUACUAGCGGUGAGUGCCCUGUCAUUGUCAUUGCGCCGUCAGAAGCGUGACUCCCUGUCACCACUGGAGGAGGACGACGUACGUGAGAACAUCAUAACAUAUGAUGACGAGGGUGGGGGGGAGGCUGACACAGCUGCCUUUGACAUCGCAGCGCUCCAGAGUGCUCCGCACAGCUCGCGCUCACAUGGCUAUCGCACACUGGACAGCAGGAAUAUACGUUACACACAUCGUUGCCAAGACAAAGCUCGUACCUAUAGCUGGGCUCAGAAUCCAGGUGUGGAUCACAACUACUCAGGACCAGGAGGACCCCUCUAUGGUCGCCUCUGUUACAGCAGCCACACUUUACCUGUUCUCCGACGCACGCCAGGCGGAACAUUUGAGCCAGGCCUGGCAGAGCUGGGAUAUCGCUUUCCUGGAGGCCAGCCAGACCACUCCCUGGUCAUCCAAAACCAGGGGGCCAUGGUAGGGCCGAUGGAAUCCGGGGCAGUUUACAUAGCCCCCACAGACCUUAGCACAGGAAGCCGAACAGGGAGUCGCACGGGAAGCCGCGAUGGGACCGCACCCCAGAGUGCAGUGAGCACUUCAGAUGGAGGAACGCCAAGAACCAGUGACAGCCAAGAGAGAGGAGGAGGGACAAGAACUGUAAGCAACUACACAGAGGGGAGCAAUGAGGACAAAGUGAACCACAGUCAAGAUGUGGACUGGGUGCAGUCGGAGACAUUACCCAGGGAGCAUAAUCUCGUCAUGACCCGAUCCGGCUCCAUGAUUGGCCAGGGUCACGGGGCAGGAGGCUGGGUAAGUGACUCAGCUACACUCCCCCUGGCGGGACGCAGGGCCUCCCGCGCCGGCUUGUCCCCAAAACGCACAGGCUCUGACCAGGCUGAGUCUGACUCCAACGGAGGAGGUACUGGAGUAGGAGGGGGAGGAGGAAAUGGAGGUGGAAAUGGAACCAGAGGCACUUCCACAGAGGGACAACAGCAACCUGCCAGUGGACGCAACUACGCCACUGUGCUGCAGGGGGAGGUAUCUGGACAAAGGGACUAUGCCGGCAGCUUAGGGAGAGGAGGACUGGAGAUGGGGAGCAACUUUGUGGUGGCGAGGCCAGACAGGGAGGGUGGAGGGAUGUCAUUGACUGGGACUCCAUCUGUCUACACAGAAGCAGCUGGCUUUAUUGGGGACUGGCGUGAUCGGGUGGGUCUGGGGGGUUAUGCUUUGGGCAGGAGGGAUAUGACCCCACAGCUUUUGCCCUUCCCAGGGCAGCCUCGAGGAGCGUAUGGUGGAGUGAUGGGCUUUGGGGCCAGUUGGGUUCCAGGAAUGGAGGGAGUGAGAGGGGCACCCGGGCCUGGGGGUCCCUCUUUGGCACUAAGGGUGGGUGAAUUCUUACGUCUGCGUCUUGCCCAGGUCACUUUCGACCCUUCACAGCCACCGUAUGACUCGGUGCAAGUGUACGGCCUGGAGGGCACAGGGUCCAGGGCUGGAUCACUCAGCUCACUGGAGAGCGAAGGAGAGAAGGAUACAGAGAAGGAGGAUUGGGGGGCAGGGCUGGAAGAGUGGGGUCCCCAGUUCCAGAAAUUAGCCCAACUCUACAAAGAAAGGGAGAAAGAGAGGGAAGAGAAGGAAAAAGUUGAAGAUGAGUUCUGGAGUGCUGCGCCAACUAAACCACUUGGCGGAACUGAUUAUCCCACCUCCUGA
Xiphias gladius (swordfish) is the source of this 3501-nucleotide messenger RNA. It is a transcript of the gene cdh24b, whose product is annotated as cadherin-24. The record is from RefSeq and is a predicted model, not a curated record. The transcript is spliced from 14 exons. Lineage: Eukaryota; Metazoa; Chordata; Actinopteri; Istiophoriformes; Xiphiidae. Gene Ontology annotation, cellular component: plasma membrane; adherens junction; catenin complex. Bases 109 to 3501 code for a protein of 1130 amino acids. Gene Ontology annotation, biological process: cell morphogenesis; calcium-dependent cell-cell adhesion; homophilic cell-cell adhesion. Gene Ontology annotation, molecular function: calcium ion binding; cadherin binding.